CAGAUCGCGUCGACGAGCACGUUGCAAAAGACUGCUGGGCACGGGGUACUCUCCCGCCUUGGAGCACGUGGCUUAUACCCUGGUCAAACGGAAUGCUCGCAGCGUUUGAGCUCAUACUUUGCCUGUUUGCGGUUCAUUACCUCAUCAAAGUAUCUCGGAACCAUCGUCCUGGCGGAGUGCUCACCAAUAGCCUGGUCUCCACUCUUAUUCGAGACAACUUUCUGUACUUCAUUCUGGCGUUCUUUAUUCUUCUCAUCACUGCAUUAGAAGAGAUCACAUGGAUACAAUCGUCUAAGGACCUGUACUGGACCACGUACACGGCACUCAGAUACGUGUUCUACGGUAUUGUAGGGCCGUGGAUGAUGCUUGAUUUACGCAAAGAAGCGUACAGAAAGCACGCUGAGGCUAGUUCAAAUAACGUUAAGCUGCUGCUACUUCCACAUCAGCGACUGGGGGGUCACACCAAUUGCGAUGUGACUUCAAGUCAAUCAGCAUGAAGUACUCUCACUAUGCGAUUAGCGUGUUACUUAGUAGUAUCAUAAUCGCUAGCGUCUUGUAAGCCCGCUCCUCGGAUUUACGACACGCCGACACAUACCUUUCGAGCCCGCUCCACGAUCAGGCUUCGACAAUCCUCCUAUACCCAAUAUGACAUUGGAUUUGCUUCCUUCUGCUUCUAUGGACGCAUUCUAAACAUAUCUCAUAAGUUUGCUACGCU
Messenger RNA from Coniophora puteana RWD-64-598 SS2, 715 nucleotides. RefSeq lists its product as uncharacterized. The transcript is spliced from 3 exons. NCBI's taxonomy places the organism in Eukaryota, Fungi, Basidiomycota, Agaricomycetes, Boletales, Coniophoraceae. The coding region runs from base 93 to 497 and encodes 134 amino acids. The record is from RefSeq and is a predicted model, not a curated record.